AUGAAGACACCCAUUGGAGCUUUAAUCACGUUCUUAUGGCUAGAGCUGGACUGUGUCAGUCUUGGAAACGAGGUGGAGCAGAGUCCUUCUACUCUGAGUGUCCAGGAGGGAAACACCGCUGUUAUCACCUGCACUUACACAAACACAGCUUCAGAGUAUUUCCCUUGGUAUAAGCAAGAACCUGGAAAAGGCCCCCAGCUCCUUGUAGCUAUUCGUUCAAAUAUGGGUGAGAAAAAAGACCAGAGACUGACUGUUUUAUUGAAUAGGACCGCCAAACGUCUCUCCCUGCACAUUGCAACCAUCCAACCCGGAGACUCAGCUGUCUACUUCUGUGCAGCAAGGACACAGCGCUUCCCAGGCACCCGCUACCUGUACUCAUACUUGUGA
Molecule: messenger RNA, 387 nt
Organism: Rangifer tarandus platyrhynchus (Svalbard reindeer)
Lineage: Eukaryota; Metazoa; Chordata; Mammalia; Artiodactyla; Cervidae
Source: the annotation of a GenBank genome assembly